Exaiptasia diaphana is the source of this 1073-nucleotide messenger RNA. Its product is annotated as coiled-coil domain-containing protein 137. The transcript has 6 exons. The coding region runs from base 88 to 828 and encodes 246 amino acids. The record is from RefSeq and is a predicted model, not a curated record. Lineage: Eukaryota; Metazoa; Cnidaria; Anthozoa; Actiniaria; Aiptasiidae.
CUUUCCAAAAUCUUCUUUCAGGAUUUUAUAAGAUAUUACACGAUUAAUAUUUGUAAUUUGGCCUACAAAUUGAGAAAAUUGCUGGUCAUGGGACGGUUGAGUAGGUAUAAGAAGACAAAGUCUUGUGAUCCGUUUUAUAAGGGAGCUAAAAGCGAUGUAGAAGCCACCCAAAAGAACACAAAAAGAAGUAAAUCUAUUGACACGGAAGCUGAUGUUGAUGAGCAAAAAAUGCCAAGGUCGAUGAAGUUGCUCCUUGAAAGAGCCAAGAAGCUAAGUGUCAAAAAGAAAAAGAAGUUAAAACGAUUAGAUGACAAAACUGGAAAAACUGCAUUAUUUAAAAAGAAGAAGGAUGAAAGUCAAAGGGAAUAUCUUUACAGGAUCGACCAGGAAACAUCAUUAGCUGUAGUGGACUCAUUGAAAAGCCAGAAGAAAAUGAGUGAUCGCAGAAAAAGCCACUUGAUUAAAAGGAAAGAAAAACUUAAGAUCAAGAAGUGCCCAGAGAGGGUCUUUCAGAAGACUGCAGUGGAUUUUUCACACUUAAAAGACGAUGUCAGAUUUGGCGAUGUUGCAUCACAGCCUCCAAUGUUAACAGCAAAGCCAAGAAAAGCCUCUCUCCAGGAUAAGGGAAAAUCACCAUUAUUAUUAAGCAGCAAGCUAACUCAAGACAAAGUUUCAUCUAAACCGACCGAAGAUAGAAAGAAACAGAGCAAGAAUCUCAUCGUAAAAGCUAAAAGAAGAAAACAUAUGUCAGAAGCGGAGAAAGCAGUUAUGGACAAAGAGAGAUUACGCGUUAUUGAAUUGUACAGGACUUCGAAGAAAAAAGCGUAACAAAAUUCUCAAUCUUGAGCAAGAGAAAAGAGAUUAAAAGAGACAUGUUUCGUGAAUAAAUAUCUCUAAUUCAAAUCGCGCGUGGACGACAACGCGCGUGGACGACACAAAUAACUCGUCUAAUAUAAAUAAUGGAGUGUGCGUUAAUUUGUAAUCACGCCGUGUUCUCUCACUUCGGUGACGGCAGCAUUACAGAUAUACCAGAUAGAGAAUGCAGAGAACAGAAAAGAUGAAGGAAAGAAAGC